GUUUUUAUAUCCGCCAUCUUGAAUCGUGAGUUGCAUAAGACAAAAUGUCAGCAAAUCGUUCCUAGUAAUGUACGGAACACGUUGGGUUUUAUUCUAGUAUGUUUAUAACAUUUAGUUCCAAAAGUUUCAAAUACUAGGCUUUUUGAAGCAAUGACGUACAGGUUAUGUUCGCGAGGAGUGAGCUCCUUGUUAACUCGGGCAACUCUGAGACUCUCACAUCCUCAGGUACGCAUGUAAACAGUUAACUCUAUGUUUUUGUUUCAUUUAUGUUAGCUCUUCCCCUUGUGUUAGGCCUCAAGGAAAGAUAGAUAUCGAUUUGUUAGCACAUUAGUUGUACUAGUGCCGCCAAAUAGUUCUCUUUGAUUACUUUUUAUGAACGAUUGCUUCUUUUUUUUUUUUUACUUAUUGUAGUUUGCGCGGUACUCGUUUGGAGCAAAGCAAUUGUUGCUGAGUCACAAUGCAAGGAACUCUUGGUUACUUGGAAGAAUUCUGAAUUUUGAUCCACCAAAGGGUAAAUUUGAUAUGAUGUUGGGGUGGCUUUAAAUUUGUGUAAUCCUGAUUUGCUUUCAACUUUUUCGGCGUGAGACGUGAUGACUUCAAAUUAUUACGUACAAUGUGCGUGUUUGAGAUGAAAUUGUGAGUGCCUCGAGAUCUCUCGCGAAUUUAGUAGGAAAUCAGAAAUCAGUUUGGUAGAUAAGUCCUCAAGUAAAAAUUUGAGAAGUCUAAAAGCAAAUUAGAUCGCUAAAUUGUUUACUAGUUCCGAUAAUAACUUCAGCUUGACAAGAAUUUGCUUCUUGACUACAUUCAUCUACAUGAAUUACAUAACCGUUUGUUUUAUCGUUGGAUCACAAUAUUUCAACUUUACUUCUGUAUAUGCCAAUGUUGAGCAGUUUUCUUCAUUUAGCUUCAAUAGUCCGUGUGAUGCUUUGGUCCUCAAUCAUAAAACAUAAAGUUAUCUUGUUUGUGUUACUCUCCGUUCUUUGAAGGAUUUGAAAAAUUUUAUCCAAAUGCAUCAAAGAAGACAUCAAAUAAAGGUAAGAUCAGAUCAUUGUUCUGCAUUUAAACAUGUAGUUUAACAUGUAAACUGCAGUGUUUUACAAAGAUUUCCAACCCUGAGAAGAGCUCUAACUAGACGCGUGUUCAACUUCAUAUCCUACCAGUUUGCUGCACUCACUUACGAGAUGUUGAGUUCAACACUCGAAGUGAAACUCUUCAUGUAUUCUGUGUAUUAUUCUCUAUAUUCAAAAUCAAUAUAACUUGAGUUAAUAUAAAGAUUAAGUCAAACUUUAAAGUGAAGCUUCAGUUUGCACAUCUGCUCCGCUGUUUACAUUGAUGUUCACUUUAACGGCAAUGCAGUUUGUUGUGGAUGGUUAAUGCAGUUUUGGGUACAGACAUGCAGACUUAAAAGAAAAUAUAAAUGUAAGUGAAAUGUAGAAUGCAUAAUGCCAUUUUCAAAUACCUGCUACUUUGCUAUACGCUGUACAUUUAUCUUUGAUUCCAACAGACUCUAGUAAGAAAGAGAACUCGGAUGUGAACAAGAGGGAAGCAUCAGGGGGUGAUGAUGGUGGUGGAGGAGGGGGAGGGAGCAGUGGCAAACCACCUGGCGAUGACUGGUGGAAGACCCUCUUCGAAAAUAAUCCACAGGCUUUGAUUGGUGGUGCAGUAGCUGCAGUCUUAGCUUUGUUAUUUCUAAUGUCUGAAAGGGACACUAGAGAAAUAAACUGGCAAGAGUUCAGAACAAAAUAUCUUGAAAGGGGAGAGGUAAGAUUUCAUGUCUGUUCACCUUUGAAAAAUUACCUCUAGAAUACAUUUUUUCAUUUUCUACGGCUGACAUUUCAAGCCCUAUUCCACUGCUGGAGUCCUGAGAAAGGGCCUUAGAAAAUCCUUUUGAUGGCCAAUUUAUGUUGUCAACUCAGACGAUAAAACUGAACUGCUUUGGAGUUGUUUAUACACAGACAUGAUAAACUUUGUAUACAUGUUCAUGUCAUGGUUGAAUUGUUUCCAGCUUUUAAAGUUUCCAAACCAGUUUUGAUUUCUCUUUUCCUUGGUCUAGUAUUCAACUACCAUAACCUGCAACAAAGGGAAAGGGGAAUUAUAUCGAUUUGAAAAGAAAAAAAGAAUUAAACUUCUAAGAACUAUGAACCCCAUCAUUUUACUAGCAGUUGGUGUUCAAGGAGGCAUAAUUAAAAGUAUCUUGUAGACUGUAGCAAUUAUACAUGGGCACAAAGAGUAUAAGUGUUUCAAAUUUACAAAUUACUUGUAAUUAAUACACAGUGUUGUUGAAUAACACUCCAUGUUUAUUUUUGUUUUCUCCCCGUAGGUGGAAAAACUUGUUGUGUCAAACCAAAGUCUUGUGAAAGUUUUUCUGAAGAAUGACCCCAACAAGGUAUAGUUUGUAUUAUGCGUAGUUUUACAGGGUUUUCAUGAAGAAAUUUAGCAGCAGAAGGGAAGUGCCAUUUAAUUGGAGAAUAUUCUCAUCUGAAUGAAAAUUAAAAAAAAUCUCAAGACAUGGAAAAUUAUCAUUGGAAUUCUUUGGUGGCUGUAGAGUUUUGUGAUCUCAAAUACAGUACAAACACAAUGGCUUUCAUUCUAAUGCCAGGUCUGGUGGAAGUGGGGUUCUUGGUAGAUUGUGAGGGAGUGUACAUGUUUAGUAUAUGUUACUUUAUAACAUUUCAAAAUUCGGUGUAGUAGUCAACCUAACUGAAACCUUUGCCAGUUCACAGGUGUAUGUAUCAAAGAGAGGAAAAACUACUUUUAGCAAAAUUUUCAACUCUUUUUUUGGUGUGUUGUACAGUAUCAUCAUAUCUCAAGAGUUGACCAAACUAUGACUUCUUCCAGUUCAGAUUCACUGUGAAAUGCACAUGCUGCUGCUAUCAUAACUCAGCUUAUUAAUAAUUAUUGAUCCUGUCACCAGAGUCAGCUUUGUUUCACGAUUGGAAGUGUUGAAAGCUUUGAGCGCAGUUUGGAGGCUGUUCAACAAGAGAUGAACAUUGAUCCUGCAUUUUGGAUCCCAGUGACAUAUGUGAAGGAGUCAGAGUGGCUGUAAGUUCAGACUGAAACUUAAAAUGCUGUUUGCUGGACAGUUGUAAACUGUCCCAGGAUGAUGGAAAACCUCUAAAUAUUACAAUGAUAUAUAUACUUGUGUUUCCUAACCGGGCCAGGUUAAUGUAUUGUGCUCUUGGGCAAAAUACUAUGCUCUCACAAUGCCUCUCUUGCUCCAACCAGUAGUAUAUAUGGGUACAGGCUACUUGUCAGGGAAGCCUGAUGAAAUGCUGGGGGUAAUCUUGGGAUGGACUAGCAUCCUAUCCAGGGGGAAGUUGUAAUACUCCCAGUCCCUCCAUGCCAAGGAAACCAUGAUAAGCUGGUUGGUUGGACCACUACAGGUAGGCUCCAGUACAGACUUCGCCUUUGUUACUGGGAUUAUUCCAACAAAGUUAGCCAUUGCUAUAAAUGCGACAACUUCAUUUACAUUCAACAAAAUUCAGAGUAAGGAAUUGUUUAAUCAGUUUAUUGCUAAGUUUGCUUGUUUGUAUGGGAAUUACUCUAUGAUUAAGGGAAUUUAUAUGCCAAUUUCCACAAAAGAGUCAGAACCCAACUGGGCAUGAACAGAAUAUUAUUGGGAGAAACUCAAUGAGAUGGUGUUAUGCAUGUGUUGGUUGUUGUUUGUAGCUGUUUGCAUGUCUGGUGGUUGUCUCUUGGCCACCAAAAAGGGAGUGAAAACUCCUUGAAUGAUGUAGCUUAAUUUUGUUUUCCUUCACAGGAAGGAGAUCAUCAAGGCAGCUCCAUCACUGCUGAUUAUCGGUGUCAUAAUUUACUUCAGUAGGAAACUUUCCAGUGGCAGCAGAGGACAAGGGGUGAGCUGGUUUUUGUUUAUGUUACCUUGAGCCAUUUAGAUAUAAUGAUUUUGCAGUAUACCAUGGUAAUAUGAAUCUGCCAGUGAUUUUAUUUGUACCUUUGCACCUUUUUGUGAAACACAGGGUAUAUUUGGUGUUGGGCAGUCAACAGCCAAAUUCUACAAUAAAGAAACAAGUGUCAAAGUCAGAUUCAAGUAUGUACUUUGAGUGUAAACCAUCUGAGUUAUCAAGCAUGCAUCAUUUAACUUUUUUUAACUCAAACUAUCUGUAUAUCUAGAGCAUGCAUCAAGCAUGCACCAUUUUAUCAAGCAUGCAUCAUUUUAGGUUUCUUCUUCUUUGAAGCGGGCAAGCACACUUACAGUACAUUUGUAGCUUAGCUUAACAAUAAAUUGGAGCUGAUGCAGGCCAAUGGUAUUAACUUUAAAAGGGCUGAAUCAGGGAAGAUGCCAGUUGAUUAAAGGACUUUUGAUCUGUCAAUCGAUCCAUAUGUAGCUGAUUGUUUGGUGAACAAUAAAAGAGAAGCUCUGCCGCUCUCUGGUGCAACAGCUGUAAGAGGAUGCAUUAAUUUGGUGUCUGUCUAAAAUGUAUUCUUUGGGCAUUUAUGGGCAAGGAGAAGAAUUGUGACUUUAGUUUUUGUCUAAUGCAUGAAACAUUAUGUUGUGCUGUUUGUAGGGAUGUUGCUGGAUGUGAGGAAGCUAAACUGGAAAUAAUGGAAUUUGUGAAUUUCCUUAAAAAUCCUCAACAGUAUCAUGAGUUGGGGGCCAGGAUACCCAAGGUACUUGAAUUAUAAAGUUAUUAUUCCAACAGUUACUGUUACUAGUUGUACUACUGGUUGCUACAGUACACAUACAGCUGUAGAUGAGCCCGAUGAAAGUCAAUUUGCAAUGGGGACUUUCUUUUGUUCACUGUAACUGUGAUUUACAUGUAUGUGUGCAUUGGCUUUAUAUAUUUCAUUGAAGGAUUUGGAUAAAGGAGGUGAUUAACGUGUAACUUCUCCUUAUAAUAUCCACACAUAAAACAAACAAGUUAUGAAUAUACUCAAACUUAACGGUUAGAGGUUGUAAUUUUUGUUCUAAAACCAAAUUCUUACAGCUAAUUUGCAAGAAAAUAUGUAACAGCUAGAGGGGAGAAGUAAGAAUCAGAUCUUAAGAGGUAAAGGGUUAGAAGUCAUCUGAAUAAACACAUUUCCAGCCUUUUAGCUACAUACAAGCUUGUGUGUAGCCAAGUCAAGGACACUGCACAGGGCUCAUGUAUAACACACCAUAACACACCAUCUUAAAUUUCCUUUCAUAGAUUUGGGUUGAGAGAGGCCUGGUAAGAGUUAAGUUCUUUGUACAAGAACACAAUCCGAUGACAAGGCUUGAACCCAGACCUCUUGAUCAGGAGUCCAGGCCAUGCUACAUGUAUAUCCCACAAUUGUCUGUUGCAUGCAGCUAGAUGUAAACUGAUAUUUCUUAUCUGUUUUCCUGUCUUCUAGGGUGCUAUAUUAUCAGGGCCACCAGGUACAGGCAAAACUCUGUUAGCCAAGGCAGUGGCUGGGGAGGCCAGAGUACCUUUUCUAAGUAUUUCAGGAUCAGAGUUUUUGGAAAUGUUCGUAGGAGUUGGGCCAGCCAGAGUCAGAGAUCUGUUUGCCCAAGCAAGAAAGAAUGCACCCUGCAUUAUAUUUAUUGAUGAGAUUGAUGCUGUGGGCCGUGCACGCGGCCGUGGAGGUCAUAUUGGUGGGCAUGACGAACGGGAGAACACCCUCAAUCAACUGCUAGUGGAAAUGGAUGGUAUGUGACUGGCAGAAGGUUAUUUCGAUUUGGUAUGUUAUUUCAGGGGAACACCAUGUCUGAUGGAAUUGUACUUCUUAAGACUGUAAUAUUAUACAAUCAUUGAUGUUUCACAAAAAGGGUGUAUUCGUCUGGCUGUAAGUCCACUUCGGAGUUAAUCGUGUUAGAAUAAAUGAAAGGAAUUCUAGGCUCCCAGCUCAACUCUUUUGAAGUUGAUCCAAAGUGUUAAAAUGUUGGAAAGAGAUUUAAUGUACUGUAGGUUGUCAGACUAAUAAGAAAAAAAGAUUGCUAUACUGUUGUCUACACUGCCAGUAUUUAUUCUCUUUUGCUGUUUAGAUAAACGUAACUUUUUUUCAUGUUUCUUUGGAAUGUAAUCACAGUUUGCACAUUGUAUUUGUAAUAUAAAUGUUGUUCUCUACCAAAGGUUUCAGUUCAUCAACAAACGUAGUGGUACUAUCUGGUACCAACAGACCUGAUAUCCUCGAUCCUGCUCUGCUAAGACCCGGCCGUUUUGACAGACAGAUCCAUCUGCCUCCACCAGAUAUCAAGGGAAGGUAAGUCGCCAAGCUUAGCUGGCGUACAUGUCAGUUCUCUCUAUUGUGUUUACCCUUAAAGUGGAUACAAGCGUGGGAUAAGUGAAAAUUGAUGAGUCACACGCGAGCGGAGAAGCAGUCGCUGCGCAUUUUCUCUGCAGUUUCGUCGCGGUUGCCAAGCGUUUUUCUCCUCUCGGCUGGUAAAAAUGCCUGUACCGAUCAAGGUGUAUGAAUCCAGCUUAAGGCCGUAUAUUGACUUUCAGGAAACUCAAGUUUUUAAUGACCUUUUUUUUUCUUUGUAGAUGUUCUAUUUUUAAAGUACACUUGAAGCCUCUGAAGACAGAACUGAAUCUCGAUCAAGUUGCGCGAAAAAUGGCGGCACUCACUCCAGGAUUUACAGGUUUGCCUUUGAGCUAGUUCUCCUGGAUACGCUUAACUCAGAACUGAAGAUUUAUCUUCUGGUUGAUAAUCACAUUCUUUUUUUUUUAAUGAUAACUAUGUGAAUGAUUGCAGGAGCUGACAUCGCAAAUGUUUGUAACGAAGCUGCCCUCAUUGCUGCGAGGCAUCUUAUGCCAAAGGUGGAGUUGACGCAUUUUGAACAAGCCAUUGAGCGUGUUAUUGGAGGUGAGUGAAGAGAGUGCUGUUGCACGGUUCAUGGGGGCAUAACUCAAAAGUUUUGAUAGUCGUGUCGAAUUGCCUCAAGCCUUCAGUGGCCAUGACAAAAUAUUUUGAAAUACAUGGUGAUGCGCGACAUCUUGGGUGUGAUUGCAUGGAUACUCCGUUUUAGUCCCUUGAUUAAUGCGCACGGGAAGGAAAAAGGGAGCGAGUAAAGAUGAGCACUUUGUCUAUAUUUAGACCCCUCUGUUUUUCCACAUGCUCUCUCAAGUUCCUUUUUAAUGACGGGCCUGGGUCCGACUGAACCGCGUCUGAAAACGUAGACCUUCAGGAUUACAUACUGUAGAUAUUUUAUCUUUUAGUGUACACAAGAGCAUAUCAUCCUCUUGAAUGAUCUCUCUAAGAAUUCUUUCAAUUUUGAAGGUAACGUUAAACACCCUUCUCUCAUUUGUCGUAGGUCUGGAGAAAAAAACUCAAGUUUUACAGCCGGAGGAAAAGAAAGUUGUAGCGUACCAUGAAGCGGGUCAUGCAGUGGCCGGAUGGUUCCUUGAACAUGCCGAUCCUCUUCUGAAGGUGAACUUGUGAAAUCUUCAUUCGUGCAUUCAGUUCGCCUGCUUAUAAACUUUAAUUUAAACCAGACUCAAAUAUUCUUUCUACGGCGUGGGCCGAAUUUGCUGAUACCACUGCAAAUGUUAUCAGCUGUUGAGCAAAGUGGUUCAAUGUAGUCUUGAAGUCUGCGGAUAAAAUCCCGACACAGGUUUUACCUGGUGAGGUGCAGCGUGGUCCUGUUAAAUUUUUACGGGAAUCUUUGGUUGCUUUGUAAUUGGUUAAUUAGGUGAUGGAAAAAAGGAUAAAUUAUGAAAUACAGGGGUGCCCGGCUUAGAGUCGCUGGUACCUCUUAUACUCUAAUAUUUUGCAUUAUUGAAAGAAAUCUUACUUUUCAGGUUUCAAUAAUUCCAAGAGGCAAGGGUCUCGGCUACGCGCAGUACCUCCCCAAGGAACAAUACCUUUACUCGACUGAACAGGUAACGUCCACAGCACAGUGAUACCGAGUUGGCUAGUGUUUGGGAAGCUCGUACUCAAGUGUGAAAAGGUCUUGUCCUUUAAUUGUGUGAAUCACACAACAGAGCGCCUUUCGACUCAGCCAACCACUAGCUACUGGUUUUCCUUCAAUAAUCAUUUGAAAAUUGUAUCAUAGAAAAUCUUUGUUUUAUACCGUUCGAUGUCAGAUUGAUGGUUGCUCUUGCUUUUGUGUUUGUCUUAGCUGUUAGACCGUAUGUGUAUGACAUUGGGAGGAAGGGUUUCCGAACAGAUCUUCUUUGGACGAAUAACCACCGGUGCCCAGGACGAUCUCAGUAAAGUUACCAAGAGUGCUUAUGCGCAGGUACAUUAAAUAACACGUUAAAAACUCGGCCAAGCGUCCAAAAAGCUUUUUAAUUUCUGUUGAAUUGUCUGCGGGUAAUUGGAACGCAAUUAACAUGAGAAGGUUGAGGCCGUCUUACCCAAACUUGGUCACAUCAUGGAUGUCCUUCAUUUCAAGAUGAGUUAGGCUCGUUUAGGUAGGUUUCGGAGAACAUUUUGAUAUUUUGGCUCGUGUGUAUUUCCAUCGGCUCUCCAGUGGAGACAGAAAUUGGCUUUUUUUGUGGGAAAGUUUCAACUUUAAACACAAAACGGACGCCUUUCUACAUUGCUGAAAAUUUCUUUUCUCUCUUUAAUGUAAUCCAAUACGAGAACUGUACUUUUUCCUCCCUCCAACAUUUACGUUGACAUUGUUUUUCUUGACUUCAGGUUGUGACAUUUGGAAUGAAUGAAAAGGUUGGAAACGUGUCUUUUGAUUUGCCCCGCGAGGGAGAACCUACUUUUGAUAAACCUUACAGUGAGGCGACUGCACAGCUCAUUGACGAACAGGCCAGAGAUGUCAUCAACAACGCGUACAAAAGAACAUUUGAUCUGCUCACCAAACACAAAAAAGAUGUAGAAAAGGUAGGGGAUGGCUGAUUAAAAUCUUCAAUAGGGUUUGACUUGACUCGAGGGGAACGGUCUGUUACAUUUCUGUUUCUGUGAAUGACACAGCCAUCUUUUUUUGGAAUCAUAAGAAACUGACAAGUUCUCGGUUGAUUUAGACCCACCUUACGACGAGCUUGUCUGAGAUACUCCUGUUUUCAACUUUUGUCUUUCUCUCCGAGCGAAUUUUGUUACCCUGUAGAAUGACAUCAUCAAAUGGCAGACACUGCUCCUCGUUAACAAUUUGAAUACCCUAGCCGGCCAGUUCACCAAAUACCAUAAAAAGAUGCAAUCAGUAAUAGGCCAUAGAGGUUGUUCGAGAAGCUAUCAGCGUGAGAUUUUGCUUAUUACUAGAGAUUGUUGUAUCGUCUGGUUGCGUAUCGCUAAUUUACUUCUACUGAUCUCCUUGCAUAACAGAUUGCCUUACGACUUUUGGAAAAAGAAGUUCUUGACAGAGAAGACAUGAUUGACCUGUUAGGUCGCAGGCCUUUCAAAGAAAAGUCGACUUAUGAAGAAUUCGUCGAGGGAACUGGUAGCGAAGUAGAAGAUACUAGUCUCCCCAAAGGCUUAGAAGGACUGCAGGAGAAUGGGGACGAGGAAGAGGCCCCUUCAACUACCAUACCCACUUAGUCGCACGAAGGAAAGGAGAGGAACUUUUAAAGAAGGGCUGAAGUAGCUUAGAUAUUUCGAGCAACUACUGUGUCAACUUUUCAUCAUGUACAAACCAGGAUGGAUUUGCAUCUGUCCUCAAUGUUUGAAUUCUAUUCCCAGGGAGUGAAGCUGAACAUCAGCUAAAAUAAGCUAUGGACAUCAUCACUAUGGUUAAAUGUUAACUUUGUAAAUUUUUGAAAAAUAAA
Pocillopora meandrina is the source of this 9635-nucleotide messenger RNA. The record is from the annotation of a GenBank genome assembly. Lineage: Eukaryota; Metazoa; Cnidaria; Anthozoa; Scleractinia; Pocilloporidae.